Molecule: messenger RNA, 4545 nt
Organism: Mercenaria mercenaria
Lineage: Eukaryota; Metazoa; Mollusca; Bivalvia; Venerida; Veneridae
Product: ubiquitin-conjugating enzyme E2 E1-like
Exons: 5
Coding region: 298-984 (228 amino acids)
Biological process (GO): protein polyubiquitination
Cellular component (GO): nucleus
Molecular function (GO): ubiquitin conjugating enzyme activity
Source: RefSeq, a predicted model, not a curated record
GUUCAAUUAAUUCACUGGUGAAAAAUUACAUAUAUUUUUGGUUACCGCUGUUAAGAUUACAAGCAGAUGUUUUUGUUUUUAUUACAAUAUUUAUUUCUUUAAGCAGGAUUACUGUUAUUUCUAUGUUUAAUUAUUACGUGUUCAAGGUGGGGAGUAAAUUUCAACAGCCAUCAAGAAAAAGUGCACGUCUUUGGUGCAAAUUAGAAAUUUGUGUUAUAUUUGAGACAAAAUAUUAGUGCUAGAUUAAAGUGAAUCUUUUGGAUUUUGACAGAUUUUGAAAGUGUCCAAGAAUUAAAGAUGUCAACCAGCAAUUCUGGGCGUGGAAAGAAGAGGUCUCGGGCACAAGCAAAUGGAAAUGAGGAUGGUGCUGGACCUUCCGGCUCGGCGACCCCUAAGUCCGCAAAAUCCACGGCGAACAACAAGCUUAUGAGUACAAGCCUUAAAAGAAUACAGAAGGAGCUGGCUGAGAUAACUCUUGAUCCUCCACCAAAUUGCAGUGCCGGACCAAAGGGAGACAAUCUGUUUGAAUGGGUAUCAACUAUAUUGGGUCCUCCAGGAACAGUAUACGAAGGCGGUGUAUUCUUCCUUGAUAUACAUUUCACCUCAGAGUAUCCCUUCAAACCACCAAAGGUGACGUUCAGAACACGUAUCUACCAUUGUAAUAUCAACAGCCAAGGAAAUAUUUGCUUAGACAUUCUAAAAGACAAUUGGUCCCCGGCUUUGACCAUAUCUAAAGUGCUUCUCUCAAUCUGUUCCCUAUUAACUGACUGUAACCCUGGCGAUCCUCUUGUGGGCAGCAUCGCUACAUUGUACUUACAAAAUCGCACGGAGCAUGAUCGCGUUGCGCGUCAGUGGACCAAGAGAUUCGCUACAGGACUUCAAUCUAGUACAAGUAUUAACGGAAAAGAAAAAGAUUCAAAUACACAAAAUGGAGACGCCAAUGUGUCAGACAAUAAUACACCUAGUCCAGCCUCAGUUUCAUAAUGUCUGUGUCAGUGAAAUGUUUGAAUGAAGAGUAUUUUUAAAUCUGGAUCAUUUGGAUGCAUUGAUUCUGUAGUGUCAAGUUAUAGAAAGGUUUAUAGAAGGAUUUAUUGUGAGUUAUCUCCACAUAGACAGUGUUAAAAAAAAAAAGCAGAAGAUGUACGUGCAGUAAUAACAAUUCAUUUGACGCCAUUUUCAUAAAUUGCCAGUCUAAAUUUGGCUUCCAUGAAAAUUUAAAAAAGAAACCUCAUUUUGAAUUAAUGUGAUAUUAACCUCAAAUAAUACAUCCCAUCUUUCUGUUACAUGGAACAUGGAUGUAUUUAAUCUGACAUGGGUACACUUUUUGAAAUAUUAGAUCGAAGUGAAGAAUCAAGAAAAAUGUACUUGGAAUGUGUUUCCAGUUUCCGUUACAGUUAUAUGAAAGGACUUUUAUGUCUGUGUGACUGAAGUGAAUGUAUAUAUUUUGUUCAGUUAUGAUAAUUUGUUUUUCAUAAUAGUUUUGCCAAAUUCUUGUUAUGCAUUUAUAAUUACACAAGUUAUAGUUUAGAGAAAGAUAUUUGAUUGCCUUAGGGAAUUUUUUUUAUUCAACCUCUAUUUUACAAUGGUGAAAACAGCUUAGGAGGCUUAAACUUGUUGCUUACCCCUAUUAUUUUUUGAUUUUUCAAAAGGGAUGUAUUUUUUAUGUGAUCACCAGCAGCAGGAAGUGUAGGUGUGUGGCGUGCAGUGUCCACAAAAGUUGUGUAAAUGUACGCUUUCUUACAUCGGCAGUUCUUACCCAAUAUUUGCCGAACUUGGUCAGAAUGUUUAUGGGCAUGUUAUCUCGACCAACUCUUGUAUUGAGUCAUGAUUUCUAACUUCAUGACAUUUUCCUUCUUGAAAUAUAUGAGAGAAACAUCUCACUAAAAGUGUGCAAGAGGAAUUGAUUUGAUAGACUGCAGUUUGCAAAUGAUUUAACAGUGUGACCAUGACAGUCUAUACAUUACUGAGUUACGUUUUGAGCUCCAGAUGACCAACAUGGUUACUUGCAAUUAGUAGAGCACAAAACAAUGUCUCAAGUUUGAUCUCCUGGUGUGACAUAAUGUUUGACAAUAUGUCGUAAGUCUUUCAUAAUUUACCCCUAUUUUAUAUGGGCAAGUUGUGAAUUUUCAUAUAAUGUACAACGAAAGGAAUCAGAACUGAUAGUCCUGGUUUGGAACCAGUCUGUACUGGUACAGAACCAGUCAGUAUAGGUAUGGAACCAGUCAGUGUAGGUAUGGAACCAGUCUGUGCUGGUAUGCUGGUACAGAACCAGUCAUUGUAGGUAUGGAACCAGUCAGUGCUACCCAACUGCUAUUGAAAUACAUAACUGAAAUACUGUUAAAAGAAACAGCAGUCUGUUAGAUAUGAUUAUUUCACUGAAGGUACUAAAACAUUAUUAAUACAAGCUUCCCUUAUUAUUUCUGCCUGUCUGUUAUAUAUAUUCAUCUGCCAAAGUUAAGAGUUAUUUCCUUUUUGCCUGUAUUUUGUUUUCCAUCAUAGAUUUCUGGCCAAUACAACUUACAAGAAAUGUUUUGUAAAAAAUAUGCUAUGAUGUAUUUUCUGUUAUAUUUACUUGGGUAUCAAUGCCAAAAAUUGCAGUCUAACCUCUAUUCUCAACACGUCCGAAAAAUGAACACCUCGGUAAAGUUACAGUCAAAUAUAUAUUAAGCAGAAAGCCGUGGAGUGAUACAGUCUGGUUAUUUAUGGCAGGUAGCUGCUUAUAACAGAAAAUCCAUUUUGAAAGUUAGUAAGUGGCUGUUUAAGAGAAGCAACUACUUAAUACACAGGUGGUCACUAAGAGAGGUUCAGCUGUAGAUAUUUUAUUCCCAUUGGACGAAGUACUGAAUUAACCUGUACAGAGCAACAAUCUGUGUACAGAAGACAUAUAUGUACUUUGAUCGUCCCUGUGUUGUAAAGGAGUUGCACUGUAAAACACCUAAGUUUUAAGUGGGGAAGUUGUCCGGUUCCUUGCAUUAAGGUGUUCGACACCUCAGUUUCAGAUUUGGAAGUUGUCAAUUUCCUUGUGUUGAAAGGUUUCUAGAGGGGAGGUUGUACAGUUCCAUGCAUUAAAAUGUUUCUACACCAGUUUCAAGUGGGGAAGUUGUCCAGUUCAAUGCAUUAAAAGGUUUUUUACACUUCAGUUUCAAGUGGGGCAGUUGUCCAGUUCAAAGCGUUAAAAAGUUUCUACACUUCAGUUUCAAGUUGGGAAGUUGUCCAGUUCCAUGCUUUAAAAAAUUUCUACAUUUCAGUUUCAAGUGGGGAAGUUGUCCAGUUCCUUGCAUUAAAAGGUUUCUACACUUCAGUUUCAAGUUGGGAAGUUGUCCAGUUCCAUGCAUUAAAAGGUUUCUACACCAGUUUCAAGUGGGGCAGUUGUCCAGUUCUACACCAGUUUCAAGUGGGGAAGUUGUCCAGUUCAAAGCAUUGAAAGGUUUCUACACUUCAGUUUCAAGUGGGGAAGUUGUCCAGUUCCAUGCAUUAAAAGGUUUUUUACACUUCAGUUUCAAGUGGGGCAGUUGUCCAGUUCAAAGUUUUGAAAGGUUUCUACACUCCAGUUUCAAGUGGGGAAGUUGUCCAGUUCCAUGCAUCAAAGAGUUUCUACACCAGUUUCAAGUGGGGGCAGUUGUCCCGUUCUACACUUCAGUUUCAAGUGGGGAAGUUGUCCAGUUCAAAGCAUUGAAAGGUUUCUACACUUCAGUUUCAAGUGGGGAAGUUGUCCAGUUCCAUGCAUUAAAAGGUUUCUACACCUCAGUUUCAAGUGGGGAAGUUGUCCAGUUCCAUGCAUAAAACGGUUUUUACACCAGUUUCAAGUGGGGCAGUUGUCCAGUUCUACACUUCAGUUUCAAGUGGGGAAGUUGUCUAGUUCAAAGCAAAAAAGUUUCUUUACUUCAGUUUCAAGUAGGGAUGUUGCCCAGUUCCUUGCAUUAAAAGGUUUAAGUGACUGUCAAGAACUUGCAUGUGUUAACUGUUUACCUGUAUUAAACUGAAAUGCAAUUUAGAAACCUGUUCACUGUAUGAUAAAAGCAUCAGAAAUGCUUUUGAAACAGUUCUGAAAUUAUAGGAAAAUUGGUAGAUAUUUUUAAUAUUGUAAAAGUACUGCUAAUGCAGUAUGGCAUAUUGCAUGGACUGUAAGAGUCAUAUUUUGAUACAAUCAUAACUGUGUCUUUGUUAUGAUGAAAUGGUAAUUUUGUUAAAGUUUUUAGUACCAGGCUGCCAUAAAAAUGUAGACUGCUUGUUUAGUUAAGUAAAUACCCUAGUUACAUUUAGAUUUUCUUUUUAUUUAGAUGCUUUAAAGUUGUUUGAAAUGUUUAUUUUUGAAAACUUGGUUAAAUUUUAAAGCAAAUUUUUCCUUGAUUCUUGGUAAAAAUCCUGUCUCAAAACAUAUUGAAAAUGUUUUUUUUUGUUCAAGACGCCUUUAGUAUAAAUUCAUUUCUAUGCUUUAUGAUUAAAAGCAGUGUAAACAUUGUGUAGUAGUAAUAAUAAUUAUUUAUACAACUUUAAUUAUAGAGGCAACAAUAACAGCUAUAUGUAUUAAAGCAUCAAAGGUUG